AUGGUAUCCAAGAACCCGAACCCGCCCGAGGGAUUCUAUUUGGAUCCGACUGGCAUGGCUCUCCCGGGGAUGCCUCCCUUCGCCUCUGCCGCCGCGGCGGUCACCGUCUCUGCCUCUAACUCCUCAGAGGACGCAGCCAAGAAGAUCCGCAAGCCCUACACUAUCACCAAGUCACGGGAGAACUGGACCGAACCCGAACACGACAAGUUCCUCGAAGCCCUUCAACUGUUUGACCGUGACUGGAAAAAGAUUGAGGCAUUUGUUGGAUCAAAGACUGUUAUACAGAUACGUAGCCAUGCACAGAAAUACUUUCUAAAAGUUCAGAAAAGUGGAGCAAGUGAACAUCUUCCGCCACCCAGGCCUAAAAGAAAAGCUGCACAUCCAUAUCCUCAAAAAGCUUCCAAAAAUGCUCCUGUACUCCCACAAGUAUCAGGAUCUUUUCAAUCAUCAUCUGCUUUGCUUGAACCUGGAUAUAUCCUGAAGAAUGACUCCCCUGCGAUGCUUAAACUUCCUGUGAACACUGUGGUGUCGUCCUGGUCAAACAACACCUUGCAAACUGUCAAUUUAUCCCCUGUGACAAAAGUGAAUAAUCCUUGCAGUAGUGGUGAAAGCACUCCUAAAGUGCGCCCACUAGGUGAAUCUAAUGGUCAAGGACCUCAAGGGAAUAAAAUCCAUCCAUUGAGAGUUCUUCCAGAUUUUAAUCAGGUAUACGGUUUCAUUGGCAGUGUAUUUGAUCCAAAUGCAACUGAGCAUCUGCAGAAACUAAAAAAGAUGGACCGUAUAGAUGUUGAGACAGUGCUACUGUUAAUGAGAAACCUGUCUAUCAAUUUAACUAGCCCAGAUUUUGAGGAUCAUAGGAAGCUGCUUUCAUCAUAUGAGGUUGAACCAGAGAGAAAAAACUAUCAAUGUGGAUAG
Sphenostylis stenocarpa is the source of this 915-nucleotide messenger RNA. Lineage: Eukaryota; Viridiplantae; Streptophyta; Magnoliopsida; Fabales; Fabaceae. The record is from the annotation of a GenBank genome assembly.